UUGAUCCCUGGUGGGGGAACUAAGAUCCCACAAUCUGCCUGGCCAAAAAAAGAAAAAAAAAAGCACUUUGAGAAAUUAAGAAGUUAUAUGUCACCCCGCCCCCCAAAAAAGCCCAGAGCUGAAGCUGAGGGUUUGAAUCUCAGUUUCAUCAUUUACUACUUGUUGACAUUUGUGCUUCAGUUCCUUAUUAUUAAUAAUAGUAUCUACUUCAUAGGGUUAUGAGGAGGAUUAAAUGAUAGUACUUAAUAAAUGUUACCUAUUAUUAUCCAUAUAAUUUGUAAAUUGUUUGACCCUUUUAGAAAAUGUAAAGGCUUUGGUAAUUGAUCGUAAGUCUGUGUGAAUAUAACUACCACAGUUGUAAGGCACUGGCAUAUUAAUGUCUAAGACUGUCCUCUUUUUCAUAUGUGAGGAAUACUAGAAAUAUAUUUUCCUUAACAAUUGCACCAGAAAUAUAAAAAACAACUUUCUCAUAGACCAUGUCAUUAAAACUUUUAGAACUGUUUGAUGUUUUUAGAAGUGAAUAGUGUUGAAAACACAUGAGGCUGUCAGUUAGAGGAGCUACAGAUGCAAUUGGAACCUCUGGCUUCAGUGUGGUCGGGUUUCUCCAGUAUUGCCUCAACGAGCUGGGAGACCGGGUCUAUAUGCUGAAGAAGCUUGACCCUAUGGGACAACAGACCUGCUCGGCCCAUCCUGUUCUGUUCUCCCCGGAUAAAUAUUCUAGACACCAAAUCACCAUCAAGAGACACUUCAAGGUACUCGUGACCCAGAAACCGUGCCCCAUCCUCUGAGGAUCUUUGAAAAUUUCACGUCUCUUCUGCCUGCUAGCCUUCGAGAGACUUUCUGAAACCAAGCUCUCCAAUCCGUGAGCCUUGAAGCCUUCCUACGACCCUUGCUCUUUGGAAUCCAGUCUCAUCAUUGCCUUUGAUCAUGCUUGUUGUGAGGCAAUGAUGGUAGCAUCCCCUUUAAAGGGAAAAUGUUUGAAUCUUUUCAUACUUCGAAUCACUCCCAGGUUAUUAAAAUGAUUUGAAAGAGCUAAAAAAAAAAAAAGUGAAUAGUGUUAAAGGAAAA
Orcinus orca (killer whale) is the source of this 1068-nucleotide messenger RNA. Its product is annotated as H/ACA ribonucleoprotein complex subunit 3-like. The coding region runs from base 537 to 788 and encodes 83 amino acids. Gene Ontology annotation, molecular function: telomerase RNA binding; box H/ACA snoRNA binding. The transcript has a single exon. NCBI's taxonomy places the organism in Eukaryota, Metazoa, Chordata, Mammalia, Artiodactyla, Delphinidae. Gene Ontology annotation, biological process: ribosome biogenesis; positive regulation of telomerase RNA localization to Cajal body; rRNA pseudouridine synthesis. The record is from RefSeq and is a predicted model, not a curated record. Gene Ontology annotation, cellular component: box H/ACA telomerase RNP complex; box H/ACA snoRNP complex.